GGUCUCCGCGCGAGGACGCGCAGCUUGACUGUGUUGUUGACUGAUAGCUAAAUAGCUAAAUUAAAGUAUGGACUCGUGUGAAAGUGAGGAUUUGGAAAAGUUCCUAACGAACGUGGACCGUAUAAGUGAGCUGGUGAAGGAGCUGAGCUCUGGUGAUGUGGUCACUCAGGAGAAAGCUGUGGAGAAGGCAGAUUGCCUGGUUGCCUCAUUGGAAGAAGAGAAAACGAGCAAACGUCCCAUCAACAGGACAGUUAUUAAUCCCAAUCCCUCAUGUGUGAGCAGACCAGUGAAUGCAAGUUAUGUACCCAGUGAAAGUCCAGAGAAUUUUAUGAAAGCUUUAGAAAAGGAUGCAGAGGAGAGAAGAAAGAGGAGACAAGUGAAAGAGAAGCAAGCAAACGUCUUAAAGGAGAAAGGAAACAAAGCGUUUGCCCUGGGAGACUAUGAAUUGGCUGUCAAGGUGUACACAGAAGGUCUAGAUCAGCUUCGUGACAUGCCAGCCCUUUACACAAACAGAGCUCAGGCUCUUAUCAAGCUGAAGAAGUAUAAGGAGGCUAUAAGUGACUGCGAAUGGGCCCUAAAGUGCAGCGAUAAGUGUAUAAAGGCAUACGUCCACAUGGGAAGAGCACAUCUAGGACUAAGACAUUUUACUGAGUCCAGGCUGUGUUAUGGAAAGAUAUUGGAUAUAGCACCAGAGCGUGAAACCCUUGUAAAAGAUUAUCUGACACAAGUGGAUUUGGAAGAGAAGAAGGCCCUUCAGGAAGAAACAGCACUCAGGGAGUUGAAAGAUGGAAAAGAAGGAGCCAUGGCCAUUCCUGACUUGCUGACAAAGCUGGACAGACUCAAUGAGCACAGCCUCUACUACUGCGGUGGAGUGGAGCUUCUCACACAAGCUGUUACAGACAGUACUGGGCAGACGUUAUUCCGAUUAAACAAUGGCUUUGGUGUCAUCGCUGGCAAUAACACUAUACGGAGCUGUCUUGCACAGACUUUUAAAGAGCUUCACAGCGAGGAGCUAUGUGUUUCUGUCCUCAGAUUAUGGAGAAAGGUUUGCAGCGGAAAUGAGGAAAAUCAGCAGCUGUUACUGCAGUGUCUCAGCACAAGAGAGCAGAUUGUCCAGUUGUUAACCUCAACUUCAUUAGCAAUCCAGCAGGAAUGUUUAACUCUAAUCUGCAUGUGCUGUCAGACCCAGCAUGGGAGACACUUGGUAAUUGAAAACCUCGAUCUGCUCAGAAUGGUAGAGUUCUUGAUGGACUGCAUAUGCAAAGAGGACAAAUCAGGAACCACGGCCCUCGCUAUUCUGGAGAACUUGGCUGGAGAAAAUAAGUUUAGAAUCCAGUUUAGAGAGAGCAUUACAAACGUUUUUGCUCCUCCUUUUGAGCAUUUGCUGGAAAAUGUUGCAGCAUCCAGCCAAAACUUGCUGCCCUGCUUAAUUUCCGUGAUUGGUGCCAUGUCUCUGGAUGAAGUCAUUAUCAACAAGCUGGCAAGCCGUGAAGAAUUUUGGAAGAGCUCGUUCUCUGCCAUGGGGCAGUGUGCUAGCUGUGAAUACAGAAGUAUUCUCUAUCCUCUCCUGGGUCUGAUGAUCAACAUAGCCUCUAAUCAAACUCCGGUCAUUCAGGAGUACGCUGUUGUGAGCUGUAAAAGAUGUGUAGCUCUGCUCAGUGAUCCAGAUGGUGGCAUCAUCACGAGAGCAGCGGGAUUGCUAAGUGUGGUCCUCCCAAAAUCAGCUGCUGCCACUCAGGAAGUUGUGCAGCAAGGAGUAGUAAAGAAACUGCUCAAGAUUCUCAAGGGAGAAGGGCAGGCGAGCUCGAGAUACUCAAUUAAAGCUCUGGCAGUGUGCACUGCCUCUGGCCAGCAGGCCUGUGAAGAGCUGGUGAAGCUUGACAAGAGGCUGGUGACCAUGAGGAAGCUCCUGGGCAGCAGUGAUGAGCUGGUGGUAGGGAAUGCUGCUCUGUGUCUGGGAGACUGUUUGGCGGUGCAGGGAGCUGCAGCCAGUCUCUUGGGCACAGAUUGCGUGAUGCUCCUGCUGCGCCAUGUGGCUGGCAAAGCUAAGAGAGCUGACGUGCAGAAGAACGCUGCCAUCACUUUGGGGAAACUGUGCAAAACCGAGCCCAGGCACAUAGUGAAGCUCAGAGAGCUCAAUGGUCUGGAGAUCCUUCACUCCUGUAUGAAAUUGAUCACGUAAGCCCUUCCACUUCAUGCAGACACACCCACACGGACGUUGGAUUAGUAUCCUGAAGAUCACAACUAGAACAAUCUUCUUGAUCUUAAAGUGAGAAACCUACACUGCACUAGGACUAUUACUUUCUUUUAUUACUCAGUUCUUGCCUAUGUUCAUUUCAGUUGCACAACACUGACACUGGUGCACUAGAUUACAUGCAGCCCAAAGACAUUCCAAAUGGCUGACUUUGCAUGUUUGUUCAGUUUCAUUGCAAUUUCUUCUGUUUGUUGCCAAAAUUGAGAAAUAAUUGCUUUUUUCUAUAUGGAUUUUAAUAAUAAAUAAACUUGGAUGUUUAUUGUAAAGAAUUGGAAAACCCGCACAAUAUAUGGAAAUGCAUAGGCAUCCUGAAAACAAUAAGCCACACUGGAGAGUUAGGUAAAAAAAAAAAAAAAUUAAUUAGAUAUCAUUUCAGGCGAACUUAGACAUACUUGUAAAGAAUCACUAAUCAGGUCAGCACCUAGUUUACAAACAUGCCAUUAGUGUUAUAUAGUUUGGUCUUUACAGGGUAUUAAUUUUAAUUCUUAAACUUCUCAGUUUAAGUAUUGGUUCCUAAAUUUUAAAUGACAUUAAAGCUGGUUCAUGAAAAUGAAAUGCGUUGCUGUUUGUAACUCCAUGCCUCCAGUAAAAUUUAACCAUACCUCAGGCUCAGUCAAUCUGGGAACUGAAGAGCUCAUGAGUAGACCUCUGGAAUAACUAGCAGGCAAUGAAUCUAUUUAAUAAUGGAUUAUGUGAACACAUAUCAUUGCAACCUCAUGCAAGCUUUGGCACAAUUGGGAAAUAAUAAUACUUAGAAGGCACAUGAUUACAGUGAAGAAUUCUUCCACUGAUCCAUUUUGUGUUGUUCACGUGUGGGUAAAUUAAUCGAAGUAUAAAUGAGCCAAGAGCAAGGCAUAGCUUUCAGGAUGUUAUUAGUCAUACAACAGAACAAUAGACUGACUGGGAUUAUUAUAACAGUGUUUAUAUAAGCAAAGAUUUGUUAUGUUCUUCUUGCAUAAAACAGUAGCUUGAUAAUUGUGGAGUUAACUCU
This is a messenger RNA of Pangasianodon hypophthalmus (striped catfish), 3245 nucleotides long. RefSeq names its product tetratricopeptide repeat domain 12 (gene ttc12). The record is from RefSeq and is a predicted model, not a curated record. Lineage: Eukaryota; Metazoa; Chordata; Actinopteri; Siluriformes; Pangasiidae. Bases 68 to 2182 code for a protein of 704 amino acids. Gene Ontology annotation, molecular function: protein binding. The transcript is spliced from 21 exons.